CUGGCACAGAUUGCCACUAACUAUGUUCUUCCUCCUGGCUAUCCUAUUCAACCAACUACUCAUCUCGUCACAAGGGACUUGGCAGAUGCGGUACUUGUCUACAUGACACCUGCUGAUCCCAAUCAAAUAGCCCUGAUACCUGACCCUUUUACUCGUAUAGGUCAAGCUAAUUAUGAUCAUAUAAUUCAUCUCUGUCGCAUCUAUGAAGAUGUUUUAUUGGCCGGAACUAUACUUAUUCGUAACAGACUAGUGCAUGCCAUGCUAAGCAGUGCCUAA
This is a messenger RNA of Anisakis simplex (herring worm), 276 nucleotides long. NCBI's taxonomy places the organism in Eukaryota, Metazoa, Nematoda, Chromadorea, Rhabditida, Anisakidae. The record is from the annotation of a GenBank genome assembly.